AUGUCAACAACAGAGAACACAACAACAGAGAACACAACAACAGAGAACACAACAACUGCUAUCGUUCAUGAAGAUAUAAAUGAAGAAUAUGAGUACAUACAGUAUAACAAACAGUUACGUCUCAUUCGUUCGGUCAAAGAUGACAUGUACCAAAUGCAAAGUAUUUUGAAUGCUCUUCGUUCUACAAAGCAAGCAUAUCAUUGGUUUGAAAACCAACAGACAAAAGAACUUUUAGAAGAAUUUCCUCAUAUGUUUGCGACCCUAGGAAAAUCGAGGGUCGAGAUUCCGUACGAAAAUCGUAAAAAUUUGCCAAAUGGUUUGAGAGGUUGGUAUGUACAUAGACUUCUUGUAAAUGCUGUUGCAAUGUGGGCUUCACCUCGUUAUGCUUGUUAUAUUUUCAUGAUGUUAGAUGAAAUUCAUAGACAAGAACGUGAAGAGAUGGAAAAGAAACUUCAAGCAAAAGAUGAAGUCAUUGAAGCAAAAGACAAAAACAUACAGAAAAGAAUACCACGUUCG
Molecule: messenger RNA, 516 nt
Organism: Trichomonas vaginalis G3
Lineage: Eukaryota; Parabasalia; Trichomonadida; Trichomonadidae
Product: KilA, N-terminal/APSES-type HTH, DNA-binding family
Exons: 1
Source: RefSeq, a predicted model, not a curated record